Pseudopipra pipra is the source of this 895-nucleotide messenger RNA. RefSeq names its product feather beta keratin-like. Gene Ontology annotation, molecular function: structural constituent of cytoskeleton. The transcript is spliced from 2 exons. The record is from RefSeq and is a predicted model, not a curated record. Gene Ontology annotation, cellular component: intermediate filament. Lineage: Eukaryota; Metazoa; Chordata; Aves; Passeriformes; Pipridae. The coding region runs from base 433 to 753 and encodes 106 amino acids.
CUGGGGUGAGUCUGGCAGCAUUUUAAUUUUGAUUUGGAAAUGGCCCUCAGACAGACAAGCCAGUGACUAAACUGAGAGGCAGAGGAGGAAAAACACGUUGCUUUCCAAGCAGAUCACCAUAAAUGUCUAAAUUACCUGCACCGACAACGCUGGGCACGGAAAGCGUUUGAUCUCUAAUUAAGGCACAGAAAACAAGGCUCUGGGCUGGAAGGGGGAUGCCACCAGCAUGGAAACGGGGAAGGAGCAUUGCAGCACCAAAUCAAAGCCUCUUUCAGGAGCAGGGAGUGUUUUCCAUGCAAGAUGAGCUUGGUAAACACGUGGGGAGGGUGCCCUGGGCUGUGCUGGGCUCUAUAAAACCCGGCCAGCUGCAGGUCCCUCAUCCACUUCUCCUGCCUUCUCCUCCUCGGUGAACCAGGUGUGCCACCCCCAGCCAUGUCCUGCUACGACCUGUGCCGUCCCUGCGGCCCCACCCCGCUGGCCAACAGCUGCAACGAGCCCUGUGUGAGGCAGUGCCAGGACUCCCGGGUGAUCAUCGAGCCCUCGCCCGUGGUGGUGACGCUGCCCGGGCCCAUCCUGAGCUCCUUCCCCCAGAACACCGCCGUGGGCUCCACCACCUCCGCCGCCGUGGGCAGCAUCCUGAGGGAGGGAGGAGUGCCCAUCAACUCCGGGGGCUACGGCCUGGGCAGCCUUGGUGGCCUCGGUGGCUACGGCCUCGGUGGGCGCUACUGUGGCCGGAGGUGCCUGCCCUGCUAAAGCCUGAGCCCAGCGAGGGCCUCGCCCAGGGAGCCCAAAGCCGGACUGAGGAUGGAGCUGCUGGCCAGCGCUCGCCCAGGGCUUUCCUCCUGCUGCCCAGGAGGGAGGCAGAGGUGGCCAGCUGAUGUCUCGUGCUUGUCCU